UGUCGGGGGGAAGGCGACGGGGAAUGGGAAAGUCCGCUCUCGGGUCAGGGGUGUCAAAGAUGGCGGCCGCCGAGCGGGAGGACGGGCUGGGGAGAGAGAGCAUAAAAGAGAAAGCCAGGCUCCGCUUGAGGGAGUUCGAUGUCGGAGACAGAUUCUCCCACUUGCCGCUGCCCAAAGCCUCCGUCCUCCUGCCGCUGAUGGUGAGGGAGGGGAAGCUGCACUUGCUGCUGACGCUCAGGUCGAUGCAGCUGAGAAGAUCACCAGGGCAAGUGUGUUUUCCAGGAGGAAAAAGUGAAGCAAUUGAUAAAGAUGAAAUUGAUACUGCUCUCCGAGAAGCUAAAGAAGAAGUGGGACUCCAGCCAGAGAAGGUGGAAGUCAUCUGUAGGCUUGUGCCUGGAAUUGAUAAAAUGAAUCACUUGGUAACACCAGUUGUAGGAUUUAUAGAGGAUACAUUCCAGGCCACUCCUAAUCCAGAUGAAGUGAGCGAUGUUUUUGUUGUGCCAUUGGAGUACUUUGUCAAGCCCUUAAAUUACAAGACCUUGCCUUAUAAAACUUCAACUGGUUACUUAAGUCGGAUGCACUGCUUUAUAUAUGAUGACCAUGAACAUAAAAUGUCAUUCAAGAUAUGGGGACUUACUGCACACUUUGCUGUAUUUCUUGCUCUUGUAAUUUUUGGAAAGAGACCUACCUUUGAAGUUGAUUAUGAUCUUGACGACUUAAUUUCAUCCUCUGAGAAAAACUUCAUGAAUUUAUAUGCAUCCUUAUACAAAAGAAAGAAGAGUAAUCUAUGACAAACUGGUCUGGCAAUUUAUAUUGAAGGCGGAAAAGGGUUUUUGUUUAUUCCCUUUGUACCUAUGAUUUGUUUGAAUGUCACACUUGAACUUGUUCUGAAUUGGGACUUACUAAAAUUUAUUUUUAAAUAAUAUUUUUUAAGUUGACAAACCGUAACUAGAUGAUUCAUAUAAUUUUAAAUCUGUUUUAGAGUUGCCACAAGUACAUGGUAUUUUUGAUGGACUUUACGUACAGUUUUGGAAGAUCUGUUUCAGUUUCUGCCUUUGUUUUGUGUGAUCCAAGACACUUCCUGUGGUUUGCCUUCUGUAUAAUGAGAUAAUACUAUUUUAUCUGAUUUUUGUCUGUUUGAAUUAGAAUGUGAAAACUUUUGGGGGUCUGUCUGUCUGUCUCUUACUGUGUGGCAUACUACGUAUGGACAACAUAAUGCAUACAGUCUCAUGUGGUAUCUUUAAGCACUUACAAAAUACACAAUAAAAAUAUAAAAGGUG
Harpia harpyja (harpy eagle) is the source of this 1280-nucleotide messenger RNA. RefSeq names its product nudix hydrolase 7 (gene NUDT7). Gene Ontology annotation, biological process: coenzyme A catabolic process; nucleoside diphosphate metabolic process. Gene Ontology annotation, molecular function: manganese ion binding; magnesium ion binding; acetyl-CoA hydrolase activity. Lineage: Eukaryota; Metazoa; Chordata; Aves; Accipitriformes; Accipitridae. The record is from RefSeq and is a predicted model, not a curated record. The transcript is spliced from 4 exons. Bases 24 to 791 code for a protein of 255 amino acids.